Molecule: messenger RNA, 1005 nt
Organism: Penicillium brevicompactum
Lineage: Eukaryota; Fungi; Ascomycota; Eurotiomycetes; Eurotiales; Aspergillaceae
Gene: akr1
Product: putative aldehyde reductase (AKR1)
Exons: 11
Coding region: 1-1005 (334 amino acids)
Cellular component (GO): cytosol
Molecular function (GO): aldose reductase (NADPH) activity
Source: RefSeq, a predicted model, not a curated record
AUGUCUCUCGGAAAGAAGGUCACUCUCAACACUGGUCACCAGAUCCCCCAGCUGGGCUUCGGUACCUGGCAAUCCGCCCCUGGUCAGGUUGGCGAGGCCGUCUACGAGGCCUUGAAGGCCGGUUACCGCCACCUUGAUCUGGCAACCAUCUACCAGAACCAGCGCGAGGUCGCCGAGGGCAUCAAGCGUGCUUACAAGGACGUCCCCGGUCUCAAGCGCGAGGACCUCUUCAUCACAUCUAAGCUCUGGAACAGCCAACACCGUCCUGAAGUCGUCGAGGCUUCUUUGGAUGCCUGCCUUGCUGAGCUCGAGCUGGAAUACCUCGAUCUCUACCUUGUUCACUGGCCCGUUGCCUUCGAGAAGGGCGAGUCCUACUUCCCCCUCGUUGCCAACAGCACCGUCGAGGGCGGCGAUGUGAUCAUUGAUGAUGGUGUUUCCAUUGUGGACACGUGGAAGGCCAUGACCAAGCUUCCCAAGAGCAAGGCCCGCUCCGUCGGUGUCUCCAACCACAAGAUCGAGCAUCUCGAGGCUCUCAUUAACGGCACCGGCGUCGUCCCCGCUGCUAACCAGAUCGAGCGUCACCCCGUUCUCCAGAGCAACGACCUCAUUGAAUACUGCCAGAAGAAGAACAUUCACAUCACCGCUUACUCCGCGUUCGGUAACAACAUGCUGAACAUUCCUCUCCUGAUCACCCGCCCCGAGGUGAAGGAGGUUGCCGAGUCUGUUGCCAAGCGCACCGGACAGGAGGUUUCCCCCGCUCACGUUAUCCUCGCCUGGUCCCAGGUUGGUGGACACAGUGUCAUCCCCAAGUCGGUGACUCCCUCGCGCAUCCGUGACAACUUCAAGGAGAUCGAGCUCACUGCCGAGGAAGUUGAGAAGGUCAGCCUUCUGGGACAGAACCGCAAGCGUUACAACACCCCUUACACUGCCAACAAGCCUCGCUGGAACAUUGAUAUCUUCGGCGAGCCUGAGGAGAAGCCCGCUGACCACAAGGUCAUUUUGUAA